Molecule: messenger RNA, 849 nt
Organism: Pedinophyceae sp. YPF-701
Lineage: Eukaryota; Viridiplantae; Chlorophyta; Pedinophyceae
Source: the annotation of a GenBank genome assembly
AUGGACGAGGCUCCGGGGCUGGGUGCGCGGAUCUUCAAGCUCGCGGACGUCUUCUUCGGUACAUUGGUGGGCCGAGAGCCGCCAAAGUGGCUGUGGCGGGCGAUUUCAGCGCUCACAUUCGCGGGCCUGGUCGUCAAGCGCACCGUGAGCGGCAAGAUCCACUGGCGCAACUUCGGCGAGCAGCUCAAAAUCGUCGGCCCGCGCUCGCUCGGCGUGGCCCUCCUCACCGCCGCCUUCAUCGGCAUGGUCUUCACCAUCCAGUUCGUCCGGGAGUUUGCGAAGCUAGGCCUUACGCGCGCGGUCGGAGGCGUCCUCUCGCUCGCGCUCGCGCGAGAGCUGACCCCUGUGGUGACGUCGAUCAUCCUCGCCGGCCGCGUCGGCUCCGCCUUCGCCGCCGAGCUGGGCACGAUGCAGGUCUCGGAGCAAACGGCCUCGCUGCGCGUGCUCAACACGGACCCCGUCGACUACCUCGUCACGCCGCGCGUCCUCGCGUGCAUGGUCGCGCUGCCCGUCCUGAACACCCUCUGCCUGUGCAUGGGCAUCGCGGGCAGCGUGUUGCUCGCGCAGAUGAUGUACGGCGUCAACGCCAACGUCAUCCUCGACUCCGCGGCCCGCGCGCUCACCGCGUGGGACUUCAUCUCCUCGAACCUCAAGUCGAUCGUGUUCGGCGGGAUCAUCUCGGUGGUGUCGUGCGCGUGGGGGUUCACGACGACGGGCGGCGCGAAGGGCGUCGGCGAGAGCACGACCUCCGCCGUGGUGAUCUCGCUGGUCAUGAUCUUCAUCGCAGACUUCAUCCUCUCCUUCGUGUUCUUCCAGGGACAGGGCGACGCCCUCAAGCAGCUCGUGUAG